Ilex paraguariensis (yerba mate) is the source of this 817-nucleotide messenger RNA. Lineage: Eukaryota; Viridiplantae; Streptophyta; Magnoliopsida; Aquifoliales; Aquifoliaceae. The record is from the annotation of a GenBank genome assembly.
AUGUGGAUGGAUUUGUCUUAUUACAAAGAUGUAGGCAUAGUUCCGGGAAGUGGCACGUGUGAGAGACAUCAUGGCCUGGUCAAAGUCAUUUCUGACAAGCUCCUGGGGUUUGAUAUUGCCCAAGAGGCUGUCAAGAAGAGGCGCCGUACCACAAAGAAGCCUUACUCUAGGUCCAUAGUUGGUGCCACUCUGGAGGUGAUCCAGAAGAAGAGAACUGAAAAGCCUGAAGUUCGAGAUGCUGCCAGGGAGGCUGCUCUACGUGAAAUUAAGGAGCGGAUCAAGAAAACAAAGGAUGAAAAGAAAGCAAAGAAGGCAGAGGUGAUGGCCAAGGUACAGAAGACUGGUAGCAAGGGUAACAUGCCCAAGGGUGGUGCACCGAAAGGUCCUAAACUUGGAGGAGGUGGUGGAAAGCGUUGAGCAUUGUGCUAGUUAUUGUUAAAUGUAUCGGAGCAGCGAUGUUGGGUUUUCUAAAAGUUGGAAAGUUAAUUUUGAUGUCGGCAAAAAUAUUUGCAUUUUUUUCUUGACACUUGGUAAGAUGAGAAUUUUGUAGUUCUCGAUUGGAUUACUUUUGAUUGGAAUGCAGUUCUCGAUGCACUUGCGGAUUUAGUAGGAGUGGCUGCCCUUGGUGCACGAUGCUGUUGGCAGGACUUUUGAUUUCUAAAGUUUCCAUUUCUCAGUUUUCUUACCCCCUCUUGUUCAAACAAAGUUAUGUGUGGGGUUUUGUUGGUUUUAUCUUUAUAGACUGUCCUUUACAUAUUUAUGUCCCUCCGCUGCUGUGCUCUUUUCGUUUCUUCUGAUGCCAAUCGAGGUUUAGAAU